AUGAAUAAUCAAAUCUUCCCAUUGAGUGCACUCCCGGAAGAACUGGUUCUCUACAUCAUCAAGGAACUAGAUAAUCAGUCCUUAAGCCUUCUCGGGCUUACAUGUAAAUGGCUGUAUCGGAUCUGUCGUGUCGAGUUGCUGCACAUCGCAAAAAGGAUUGGCCGUCCGGAACAAAGGUUCUUUGACAAACUAGAUGUCAGGAUCAUGGAAGACCAUGAUGUGAGGUCAGGGAUGACGGAAGAAGACUAUGCAGAUGAGUUGUGGAAUCCCGAAAACUUUGCCGAGGAACCCUUUUCAGGGGCAGUCGAAAGAGGCGCUUAUGAUUCCGUCAAGUUUUUCCUGGAGGCAGGACUCUCUGCAAAUACUUUCAACCUGCAUCGCAUAACGAUGCUCCAUGCCGCUGUUGGAGCUGGCCAUGUCGACAUUGUUAGGCUAUUACUCGAGAACGGCGCCGACGUCACUCUCACAAUCCGAGGGGGCCUGACCCCCUUGGACAAGGUGUGUGAUGCUCCAGCGAGCACUCAGAGGGAGUUGGCACGACUCCUUCUUGAAGCUGGCAGCAAAGUCAAAUUCAUGGAGAGCCUGCUUUUGGCAAUUUUCCGCACAGAGGGCCAUGCCUUACUACUUCAAAUGCUGAUUGAAAAAAACGACCUGAACCUUCACACAUGGCGGAAUCGCGAUUCUGGCUUCACUGCUUUACAUCUUGCAGCAGAGAUUGAUGGCGCUAAUGAGGCCGGAGACAAGGCUUCAGCAGUCAAGUGCGUUCUGCACCAUGCGCCGGAACUUCUGAAUGAAUUCGGGUCUCAAUACCCCUGGGACGAACCACAGACGGCUCUCAUUGGGGCGAUACGGUCUGGGAGCCAGGCCAAUGGAGUCUGUUUGAUCGAAAGGGGAAUUACACUCGCGGUGAAUCAUGAUAGAAACACGCCUCGGUAUGAUGCCCUUGAGCAAUUGAACCAGGCAGCAUUCCGUCGAAAGCCAGAUGUAAUCCGGGCAUUAUUGGCCCGUCCUGAAAUGACCGCAUAUGGGUCCCUAGACUGGAAUCCCGAGAUAGAGUCUGAAAUUAUCGCCAGCAUGCUAGGCCAGCUCUUUAAGGGCGACGGUACUCUGAUCCGCCAAAGUGUCGAGGUCAUGAAGCUAUUGGUAGAGGGGCGCCACUUUCCUCAUGAUGCUAGGCUCAUCAACAGUUGCGGAAGCAUAACGAAGGAUAAAAGAAGGAAGACGGACCGCGAAAAUUGUGAAGUGAUGUUGGAAUUGUUGGAGAAGGCCAUGCCAUCCGAACACCCGCAGUGA
Aspergillus ibericus CBS 121593 is the source of this 1293-nucleotide messenger RNA. RefSeq names its product ankyrin repeat domain-containing protein. NCBI's taxonomy places the organism in Eukaryota, Fungi, Ascomycota, Eurotiomycetes, Eurotiales, Aspergillaceae. The record is from RefSeq and is a predicted model, not a curated record. Gene Ontology annotation, molecular function: protein binding. The coding region runs from base 1 to 1293 and encodes 430 amino acids. The transcript has a single exon.